This is a messenger RNA of Eupeodes corollae, 2305 nucleotides long. Its product is annotated as glucose dehydrogenase [FAD, quinone]-like. Gene Ontology annotation, molecular function: ecdysone oxidase activity; flavin adenine dinucleotide binding. The coding region runs from base 2 to 1900 and encodes 632 amino acids. The record is from RefSeq and is a predicted model, not a curated record. Lineage: Eukaryota; Metazoa; Arthropoda; Insecta; Diptera; Syrphidae. The transcript is spliced from 2 exons.
AAUGGCGUGCGUUCAGUUAUCAGACACAAUUGCAACAGUAACGAUGACAGAUUUUCCUGGUCAAUGCGUUCAACAAAGUUUGGGCAUUGGAAACACUUUGGUGUCUACCCUUCUGCAUACUUUACUCGCUGCUCAAUGUAGUCUAUCACCACCAGAACUCUGGCCAAAGGACUAUGGACCUACUUAUAUAGAAAAGGGUUUAGACACCUACGACUUUGUGGUAAUUGGAGCUGGAACUGCUGGUUCGGUGGUUGCCAGUAGACUUAGUGAGAACCCCAAAUGGAAAGUCUUGGUAUUGGAAGCAGGUGGAGAUCCACCGAUUGAGUCAAUGAUUCCUGCUAUAUUUUUUGAAGUUCAGCAUUCAAAGUAUAAUUGGGAUUACUAUACCGAGCGCGAUGGCAAAAGCUGCUUGGGAUACAAGAAUCAAAUGUGUUAUUGGGCCAGAGGAAAAAUGAUCGGUGGCAGUGGGGCUAUUAAUGCUAUGUUAUAUGUUCGGGGUAAUAAUGAAGAUUAUGAUAACUGGGAGCGAAUGGGAAAUCCUAAUUGGGCUUGGAAAGACGUUCGAAGAGCUUUUGAAAAAUCCCUUCAGACCAAUGAAUCAGAUUCGAAGGGUUCGGCUUGUGUUAAUCACUUCGACGAACACUACCCUGAAAUUAGGCGGAUGUUGUUUAGUGGAGCUAAGGAACUGGGUCUGCCUGAAUUUGAUCUAGCAAAAGGAGAUACUCACAUCGGAUAUACUACCGUAAGAGGAAAUGUUAAAAAUGGUAUUCGUGGAAGUACUGGACAAACCUUUCUAGCAAAAGGCAAAGAUAGGCCAAAUCUGCAUGUCAUCAAAAAUGCCGUAGCUACGAAAAUCAAUUUUAACGAUCAAGGCACUCAAGUUACAGGAGUUGAGUUUACUUACAAUGAUCAUCAAAAGCUUUCAGUUAAAAUCAACAAAGAGCUUAUUCUCUCGGCUGGUAGCUUAGACUCUCCAAAAUUGCUAAUGCUAUCGGGAAUUGGGCCCCAGGAACACCUUGAAAAUUUAGGCAUUCCUGUUUUAAAGAAUUUAAAUGUCGGCGAUAAUCUUCAAGAUCAUCUGAUGAUUCCAUUGUUCUUCAAAUUAGACGAAAGCAAAAUCAGAGCUGAAAAUAUGAGAGAUCAACUCGAUGCUAUUUAUACCUACCUUGUCAAUCAAACAGGACCAUUGGCUGCAAUCGGAACUGUUCCAAUCACUGGUUUUCUGAAUUCCGAUGAAAGUUCCAGCAGUCCUUAUCCGGAUAUCUUGUAUCAUAACUUGUUUAUGCAACGUGGAACUUCAAGUUUGGAAACUUGGAUGAAAGCCGUGGAAUUAUCCGAUGGUAUAGCUGAAAGUUUGCGAGAGGCUCAUAGAGAUGGUCACUUACUUCAGAUUUUUAUAAAACUUCUCAAACCCAAGUCAACUGGAAAAAUUCGUUUACAUAGUGCUGAUCCAAAAGAUCCUCCAAAAAUGUUCGCCAACUACUUAGACGAUCCCGAAGAUAUAGAAACACUUCUGAGGGGAAUUAAAUUCCAAAUGAAAAUGGAAAAAACUGCAGCUUUUAGAGAACAAAAUGCUGAAAUUGUAAAACUUGACAUACCUGAAUGUGAUAAAUUUGAGUUUAGAAGUGACAACUAUUGGAAGUGCUACAUGAAAUAUAUGGGAAAUACAGUUUAUCAUAUGGCAGGAUCUGUUAAAAUGGGUCCCGAUACAGACUCAGGUGCUGUUCUAGAUUGGCGUCUUAGGAUAAAAGGUGUUAAAGGGUUAAGAGUUGCAGACACCAGUAUAAUGCCAAGCAUUGUAAGUGGAAAUACAAACGGUCCAACCAUUAUGAUCGGGGAAAGAGCAGCUGAGUUCAUAAGUGAAGAUUGGAAUACUAUAAGUGACCAUACUGAGUUAUGAGAAAAAGUACACAACAUUUGUAUACAAAUAAAAUCUUGUGUUUUUUGACUUAUGACGUUAUGUCUGUGGGCCUUACAGGAGAUAUCAGAGAGGGAAAUUUGGAGUUAAAAAUACAAAUACAAUACAAGUUUACCCAAAGCUAAUUACUUGACUCAAGCAAUUACUGGCAACAGACUUACUUAUCAGAAAUAUUUAUGAACAUUUAAUAUAAAAACAACAAACUGCAGUUCGAUCGAAAGGAUCCUUAAUUUAAUUGGAUUUAGUGUGUACAAAUUUUUAAUUUUAUUCUAUGUUCAAAAUUGUAUCUACAAAGAAAAGAAAAACAUUUUUUAAAUUACUUAUUGAAUAUGAUUAAUUAUAAGAAAAGACUAAUUAAUUAAAUUAUUAAAAAAGAUAUUUUUUAAA